Molecule: messenger RNA, 2843 nt
Organism: Papaver somniferum (opium poppy)
Lineage: Eukaryota; Viridiplantae; Streptophyta; Magnoliopsida; Ranunculales; Papaveraceae
Product: dnaJ homolog subfamily C member 2-like
Exons: 2
Coding region: 371-2392 (673 amino acids)
Biological process (GO): 'de novo' cotranslational protein folding; regulation of translational fidelity
Cellular component (GO): cytosol
Molecular function (GO): Hsp70 protein binding; ribosome binding
Source: RefSeq, a predicted model, not a curated record
GCAGCAGCAGAAAGAGUUGUUGGUGUUGUUUCUCUCUCUCGUAUAACCGACCCAACCAGUAGUAACGAAAUACUACUUGAGUUGAGAGCAGAGAAGAGAGAGAGAGAGAGAAGCCACAGACGAGACUUACAAAACAAUUUUGCAGUUUUUUAUUUUUAGGGUUUAACUUCGAACUAAAGAGGAAGAGGCAGUCCAAGAGGAAGUAGCAGAAGCAUCAGCAGCGGCCGAGUUUUUUUUAGGUUGGGAGUUUGUGGGAAGUUCACGUAUAAAAAGAUUGGGCCAGAACUUUCCUGUUCUGGGGUUGAGUUUUGAGAAGGCAUUGUGAACUUGGCGGGGUUUUGUUGGGUUAGUGGACUCUACUGCAAAUACAAUGGUGACCCAACCGAAGCUUCGUCUUAUUUCUUACUCAAAUGAACUCAUUGAUGGACAACCAAUAUAUGUUUCAUCGAAUGCUUUUCCUGCAAAAGCCUUAAAUCGUGAACCAGCAGGGCAUUCAUUCCAUUCAGCAGCGCUUCUGCUCUGUGGUUUUGGCAAGGAGGAAAAAGAAGUACAAGCAGAUGAUCAGAAUGUGUCCAGUGAUCAAAGCGAGUCUUAUUUCGCAUCUUCAGAGUCAUAUAGCAGUAAAGGGAAAAAGAAAUCUGGUGACGGGAAGGAUCAGCAGGACCACUAUGCUUUGUUGGGUUUGGGGCAUCUACGAUUUUUAGCUACUGAAGACCAGAUAAAAAAGAGUUACAGAGAGACUGCAUUGAAGCAUCAUCCUGACAAGCAAGCUUCCCUUCUACUUGGGGAGCUAACUGAAGCUGCAAAGGAAGCAAAGAAGGAUGAUAUAGAAAACCAUUUCAAGGCCAUCCAAGUAGCUUAUGAAGUCUUGAUGGAUCCAGUGAAGAGAAGGGUUUUUGACUCCACUGAUGAAUUUGAUGAUGAAGUCCCAGCUGACUGUUCUCCGCAGAACUUCUUUAAGGUAUUUGGUCCAGCUUUUAUGCGGAAUGGCCGGUGGUCAGUUAUCCAACCAGUCCCAUCCUUAGGUGAAGAAAACAGUUCCCUGAAAGAAGUGGACAGUUUCUAUGAUUUCUGGUACGGCUUUAAGAGCUGGAGGGAGUUCCCCCAUUCAGAUGAGUAUGAUCUAGAGGAAGCCGAGACUCGUGAUGAUAAGAGAUGGAUGGAAAGACAAAACUCAAAACUUAGAGAGAAAGCAAGGAAGGAAGAACAUGCACGUGUACGAUCUCUUGUGGACAAUGCCUACAAGAAGGAUCCAAGAAUUGCACGGAGAAAGGAAGAAGAGAAAGCAGAGAAACAGAAAAAGAAGGAAGCCAAGUACUUGGCGAAGAGGUUGCAGGAGGAAGAAGCAGCUAGGGCAGCUGAAGAAGAGAGACUCCGGAAGGAGGAAGAAGAUAGGCAGGCUGCUCUGGCUGCUUCGAAUCAGAAGAAGAUAAAAGAGAAAGAAAAGAAGCUCUUGCGCAAAGAGCGUGCACGUUUACGUACUGUUUCAGCGUUAGUGGUUUCCGAACGUUCUUAUAAGGUCACUGAAGAUGAUGUUGAGAGUCUAUGCAUGUCAUUUGAUAUUGAUCAGCUAAAGAGUCUUUGCAGUGAGCUUGAAGAAAAAUCAGAAGUGUGUGGCCGUGCCCGUAUUCUUAAAGAUGCCCUUGGAAGGACUGAUGAGGAGUGCAUUGAGGUUAAGAAAGUAGAGGUGAAGAACCAGCAACCAAAUGGUUAUCACGAGACUGAUAUUAAGAAAGUAGAGAUGAAGAACCAGCUUCCAAAUGGUUCAAGUGUGCAAGUCAAGGUGGAGAAUCCAUUACAAAGCUAUGAAAAGAAAGAUAAACCUUGGAGCAAAGAAGAGGUUGAACUCUUAAGGAAAGGAAUUCAAAAAUUCCCUAAAGGAACUUCUAGAAGAUGGGAGGUUAUCUCAGAGUACAUUGGUACAGGGCGAUCUGUAGACGAGAUUCUUAAGGCAACAAAGACGGUACUUCUCCAAAAACCUGAUUCAGCAAAAGCGUUCGAUUCAUUCCUAGAGAAGAGAAAGGCGGCUCCAUCAAUUGCAUCCCCACUCACCACCAGGCAAGAAUCUGAAGGGAUAGUGAGUAGUCCUACUAAUGGUCCAGAAGCUAAUGGUCACAAAAGUGUUAGUCCUGAAAAGCCUUCAAGUGUUAGUAAUGGAGUCCAGCAAAGUUCUGAGAGUGAAAUAGACUCAAAUGGGGUCUCUUCAGGCAUAAAUGCAGAAGCAUGGUCUGCUGUUCAGGAAAGGGCUUUGGUUCAGGCUCUGAAAACGUUCCCUAAAGAAACGAAUCAGCGUUGGCAACGUAUCUCGGCGGCAGUUCCAGGUAAGACUGUGGUUCAGUGCAAGAAGAAAUUUGCAUCCAUGAAAGAGAGUUUCCGGAACAACAAAAACUAGUUUUAUUAGCUUGUUUUGGCUUGGUAUAAUGGAUUGUCAUGGGCACUGUGACAAUCUCCUUAAUACGGUAUCAUCAAAUCUCUUUCAUAUUAUUCUUUUCGAAUUUAGAUCUCCCUUCUCAUGUCUCGUUUCCAGCCAUUCACUAUUUUGGUACCGUCUAUAUGUUAUUUUUGCUGGAGGGGAUUGCAGUAUCUAUCUCCGUACAAUUAACUUAUCCAAUUAUUGUUAGACAAAGAGGUAUAGCUUUUUCUAAGCUAAAGAUAUAUUGAGGAAAUAUUAGGCAGCUUUUCGUACUUGUCUUUCCUGCUUCUUCUGUUUAUUAGAAACAAAUGCAUAUGAAUGAUUAACUUGUUGGUAUGAUCAUUAUCUACAGUGGGUCUUGCUGCCUGUAUAUGUAUGUGUUUGAAUAGUUUCGUACUUAAUUAAUGGCCGUGCAGUAUCAUUGGUGUUA